AUGUUACAAACUUUCAACCUAACAAUUUUUAAAAUAUCUAAAAGAUGGUUUCAACAUGGAAUAAAAUUUUAUAAACUUUCUUCAUUAACUCAAACUUCUAACAUAAAAACUGAUAAUCUAAUUUUCGAAAGAUUUAUUAAAACGCGAAAAGUAAUAGCAUGGAAUGAAGAAGAAAUAAAACGAUUACAUGACGCAGUUGCAAAACAUGGACCCAGUUGGAAAACGAUUUGGGAAAAAUAUUUUAAACCACAUCGUACCCCUCGAUUAUUAAAUCAAAAGUGGCGUGUGUUAAAUAUGAUUAAACAAAGACCAUCUUAUUAUAAUCCUUGGACACCUGAAGAAGAUGAGAUAUUAAAGAGUGGAGUAGCAAAAUAUGGAGUCGGAAAAUGGAUAGAAAUAUCUAAAUUGUUUAAACAGAGAGAUAGUUUACAAAUUAGAUCACGUUGGAAAGUUAUCUCGUCCAAAACUCGUGGAAAAUGGACACCAGAGGAAGAUUCAAGACUUUUGGAAUUGAUUAAAAUACAUGGCAAUAAAUGGACAAUGAUUGGAAAAACUUUUAAUCGAUCUCCAGAUGAUGUUUAUCUGCAUUAUUUUUAUCUUAAUAGAGUAAAGUGGACAAAGGAAGAAGAUGAAAAACUUCAUGAUCUAAUUAAAAAGUAUGGGGAAGAUUGGAAUAUUAUUAAAAAAGAUUUCCCAAAGAGGAGUUUCUAUGAUAUAAAGCUUCGAUACAUAAAAUAUCCAAGAACAAAUCCUAAUAUUAACGUAGGUAAAUGGAAAUCGGAAGAGAUUACAGCAUUCUACAAAGCAUUUGUUGAAUUCGGAAAGAAAUGGAAAUAUGUAGCAGAUUCAAUUGGAACUAGAACACCAAAUCAAUGUUCUCAGUAUUAUUAUAGAAAACAUUGUUCAAAAAAAAAAAUAGAUAUCAAGUAA
Molecule: messenger RNA, 930 nt
Organism: Cetraspora pellucida
Lineage: Eukaryota; Fungi; Glomeromycota; Glomeromycetes; Diversisporales; Gigasporaceae
Source: the annotation of a GenBank genome assembly